CCUCGGCUCUUGCGGCGGGAGCAGGGCCGGGGCGGCGGCGGCAAUGAAGAAGCUCCGCCGAGGGAGUGCAAAGCGGGCGGCGGCCGGGCUGGUCUUGGCCGCCCUGGUGCUGUGCCCGUCGGCGGAGGCGGUGGAGCCCCUCAGCUUGAGCCUGGCCCUGGCCGGCGCCGCCGCCUCGGCCCUCACCGGCCUCAUCUCCUACCCGAGGCUCUACUGCCUCUUCGCCGAGUGCUGCCUCGAGAGGCCCGGGGCCCGCGUCGGGGCAGUGCUUCAGGAGGACUUGGACAAGAAGCUCUUUGGGCAGCACCUGGCGACAAAAGUGAUCGUGAAAGCAGUCACCGGGUUUCUGAACAACUCCAACCCCAAGAAGCCCCUGACCCUUUCCUUGCAUGGCUGGACCGGCACCGGGAAGAACUUUGUCAGCAAGAUCAUCACCGAAAGCAUAUACAAAGACGGCCUCAACAGCAAAUAUGUCCAUCAGUUUGUGUCCACUUUGCAUUUCCCUCAUCUGCAGAACAUCACCCAGUACAAGGACCAGUUGCAAACGUGGAUCCGUGGCAACGUAAGUGCCUGCGGCAGGUCCAUUUUCAUAUUUGAUGAGAUGGAUAAAAUGCAUGCUGGACUCAUCGACUCCAUCAAACCUUUCCUUGACUACUACGACGAACUGGAUGGGGUGUCUUACCGGAAAGCCAUCUUCAUCUUCCUCAGCAAUGCAGGAGCUGAAAAAAUAACCGAAGUGGCCCUGGACUUUUGGAGGAAAGGGAAGCGAAGGGAAGACUUGCAGCUCCGAGACGUGGAAGCAACAGUGUCUGUCUCCGUUUUCAAUAAUAAAAACAGUGGCUUUUGGCACAGCAGCCUCAUCGACCGAAACCUCAUUGACUAUUUUGUCCCCUUCCUGCCCUUGGAGUACAAGCAUGUGAAGAUGUGCAUCAGGGUUGAACUUGAAUCCCGCGGCUACGUGGUGGACGAACAAAUUGUGACCCGGGUGGCGGAUGAGAUGACCUAUUUCCCAAAGGAGGAGAAGAUCUAUUCCGACAAAGGGUGCAAGACUGUCUACACCAAGCUCGAUUUCUACUAUGACUUGUAACAUUUUUGUAAUCUAGUUUUCAAAGAAAAUGAAGUCAAAUCACAGAACUUGGAGAAACUGAAUCAUUUUAAAUAUUUUUUUUAAAAUGUAUUUUAAAUGAUGUAAAUAGGAAGCACCUCAUGGGAUGAUACGAGGAAAACGUGGGCCAAAUUGCAGGAUUACAUUGAAAAAAAUACUGCAUCUCUGAACGGUACUUAUACUGUGAAACCAUUUCAAUGACUUUUGUGUUUUCCCGGGACAUGUAGGACUGAUCUGUGACUGAACCAAGUUCUCCUGGUUAGAUAAUCUGUCUGAUGCGGAAGUACCUCUAAUUCUUUGCGAGUCUCCAUGAAAAUUGAAGGGAUGUUCUUCAACUUGCCUAGCUAGGGUUGUGUAACUUUCUUAGAAUGAGCUUGACCAUUUCUUUUAAUAAUGGCAAAGGCAGCAGGGAUAAUAGGAGGGCGGUUUUUGAACUAUGUGCUGGGGCGAUCAAGCUGUUCCUUGAACACUGUUGUGAGGUUUUGUUCAGGAGACUAAUGCUAGGGGCAGAUAUUCCACAGAUAAACUAUGGUGGGCAUGCUAGGUUCCCCUCAUUCCUGCCUUGCAACAUUAAGCAUCAGGAGAAUAUUGAGUGUAUUUUAGGAUGUACACUCAGUUCAUGUGGAGUAAACAUGAAGCCACUGAUCCAUUUUAUUUGAGACUAACCUUCUGGAAUCCUUAGUGGUUCAAAGCAGGCGAUGUACAAGGUAUCCCACAGCAGAAGAUUCACUGAAGGUGUUUUUUUAAAAUGCAAUUUAAAUAUGAUAGGCAACCUCUGUCAUUGCAUGAGGUCUGCUGUGGCUUCUUGUCCGUUCUGCAAGCCACUUCUGCUCUUGUUUCUGAUUGCUGUUUGGGGAUAAGAGGGUAUUAAAAUGCCCAGCAACCUGUUGUGUGGAACUGUGCUCUCAUCUGUAGCUCAGUUUUAAAACCAUGUAAGGCUGAGUGAAACAGCAAGAUGUUAGUUUUGUAAUGCUAUUAGGAGGGAGACUUUGGUUUCGGGGGGUGUUUUCCUGUGCAGUAGUGAAGAAAAGCAGCUGAUGGCUUUGGAUAAAAAUUCUAAGUGCCUGUGAGAGACCUUCUCCCACUGCUAACCAUGAACUUUUUAUGUGGGGUUUAUGGCCUAGGGGAGGGUCUUACCAUGGGGGGAACCCCCACAAAUUCCCCCCUUUUACAAAAGAGAGGUUUUCCUAGAUUUUAAGUAACACCACCUUUCCAUCUCUUGACACCAUCACCUCCCAAUACAAACCCUCUCUGUGCCUGUUUGCUUUUGAUGUAGGCUUCAUGAAAAGCCAAAUGUAAAUACCUUAAACUACUCCGUUCUGGCAAGGGAGAACUGCAUGUCAUGAAGAAAAGUACCACUGUUGAAAAUGGCAGCCCCAGGUUACGUUUCCUGAUGUCAGUAGCUGUACGCUUCUAUCCCCCUGUUCUUUGUCACUGGCAAGAGCUGCUGCUGGUCACAAGGAAAUGCAUACUCAAUGCAAGCUCAAAUUGCACAUUGCCUCAGAAUGGGGAAGUUUUAACAGUGGUUUGGCACUUUUGUGUCUUGACGGAGCAAGCCAGAUCUCCCCCAUCCCAACCAUCUUGCUUCCCCAUGAAAUGUGAGCAGAAAAUGAAAGCAGAUGUAUACCUCUGCGUUGUAGGUUUCCUGUCUAGAAGCUCAAACUACUGUCUGGGUUGUAAAUUAGUUCUUAAAACAAGGCUUGGCAUGAUGUCUGGAUGAAGUGACUUGUGCAUCAUUUCCCACACAUUUUAAUGGGGCCUUUGUUGCAUCCAUAAACGGCACGGUUGGGCAAUUUCUAGUGGUCUCAGGACUAUGCUUUGGCUCUGAAGGCUACACCAACCUUCACAAUCCAUUUAAAAAAUUAAAAACACUCCAGCACUGCAUUGUUUGUUGCAUUUUUGGAAUACUCUGCACACUGUUUUAGAUGCAUAGUCUACUCUAGGGGGUCUCAAUGGAGACAAACCAUUUUUUUGGCUGGAUAUUUUUGUUCUGGUACAGGAAAAUAUUAAGCGCUGAAGCUUCUGCUGAAUUAGACACUGCAGAACUCAACAGGAGAACAAACCUUUACAACAGGGAAAGCUACUAGACUCAGGAGCAUCAGCUUGAUGGUCUGUCAAAGCCAAAUUUUCUUACUCUGAUUUUCUAAAAUGUAUUUAAAUGUGCAAAUAAACCCUUGUGGAAGGUU
Sceloporus undulatus (fence lizard) is the source of this 3291-nucleotide messenger RNA. RefSeq names its product torsin-1A-like. NCBI's taxonomy places the organism in Eukaryota, Metazoa, Chordata, Lepidosauria, Squamata, Phrynosomatidae. Gene Ontology annotation, molecular function: ATP binding; kinesin binding; ATP hydrolysis activity. The record is from RefSeq and is a predicted model, not a curated record. The transcript is spliced from 5 exons. Bases 44 to 1087 code for a protein of 347 amino acids. Gene Ontology annotation, cellular component: nuclear envelope; endoplasmic reticulum; endoplasmic reticulum lumen. Gene Ontology annotation, biological process: nuclear membrane organization; protein localization to nucleus.